CUCUACGGGUUGCGGCGUCCCGCUCUUGGAACGUCGCCGUUCCUGGGAUAAGGGCUUGGAGGGGUUCAGCGGAGCACUUCCGCGGGGCUUUUUCCCUUUUCGAUCCCCCGCCCACAGCUCUCAAGUUUAUCCAGGACAAGUUUCUUCUCAACUUGAACGCUCGCUGCCACCCCUUUCACCCCGUCCUCUUCCUUCAUUUCGUGCGUGUGUGCGUGUUGGUUUAUUUCUGGGGACGUGCUAGGCGUCCCUGGUUUAUCUUUGUCCCUUGUGGGGAAUGUGGAAAUGGCCGGUGACAACAGCCCUGGAGUCUUCUUGUGUUGGCGACGCUUCGAGCUCCUACUGCUAGCGACGGCGGCCACCGGACUAUGCAGCGGGGUCGUUGGAGCCAAGAAUCCUAGCUGCCAUGAAGUAAGGGCGGCGUUUCAGAUCCGGCAGAUCGGUCCCAUCAAGCUGGUUCCCGAUGUUCCCACAACUGCUGAUUCCAGCUUACAGAUUUGCCAACACAAAUCACCAACAUGUUGCACUAAGAAAAUGGAAGAAAAUUAUCAAGCAGCUGUUCGAAGAGAGAGGAUAGAGAACAUUCAGACUCUGAAUUUUGAACUGAAAUAUAUGAUCGUUGGCCACAUUACAGCUUUUCAAGCAGCCUUUGAGUCCCUGCUUCGUUUUGCUGAGAACCACACCACUUCUCUCUUUGAGACUGUCUACAGACCCAUGUCAAAGGAGGCAGCUGAGCCUGUGAAGGAACUUUUUACAGACCUCUCUCUCUACCUCUUGGGUUCUCAGACCAGAGUGGAAAGAGCAUUUUUCCGGUUCUUCGACAGCCUCUUCCCUUUAGUUUAUACCCGCUUGAUAAACCCAGGCAUGAUGGAUUUGUCAGAAGACUAUAUGGAAUGCCUGCGACAAACACGACAAGACAUCAAUCCAUUUGGGCACUAUUCUAAGGAAGCUGUUACGGAGCUAGCAAAGUCUCUGAGGGCAAGCAGGACAUUCAACCAGGCCCUGGGCAUGGGCGUUGAAGUGCUGAAUGCCACUGAGCAUGCUUCUUUGACCAAAGAAUGUAUCCGAGGCCUUGUGAAAAUGCAGUAUUGUCCUCACUGCCAAGGCCUGACCCUCAUCAGGCCCUGUGAAGGGUAUUGUCUAAAUGUGAUGAGAGGCUGUUUUGCUGGUGUAUCUGAGCUGGAUGUUCAUUGGAGGGACUAUAUCUAUAUCCUGGAAUACCUCACAAAUGAAAUGGUUGGAACUCAUGAUCUGGAACUGGCACUGCUGGGUAUUCGGUACUCAAUCAAUGAGGCCAUUUUACAGGCACAACUUAAUGGACCCCAGCUAUCAGCUACUGUAGAUAAAGUGUGUGGACAUCCUGCAGAAAAAGAAGUGAAACCUUUGCCGGACAGCAUAGUUCAAGCAAAGGAAAUAAUAGAGAGACCACCUCUAACAAUGGCCCACUCGACUACUCUUAACAAUAAAAGGAGUUCUCUACCUCUGAAAGCUUCAAAGAAUGACAAAUCCAGAAGUUUGAAAAAAAUGUCCCGGGAGUUUAUCAAUUAUAUGAAACGAUCCAGAACUUUUUAUGCCUCUUUGACAGAAAGGCUCUGUGAUGGUGACCUCGUGAUGAAAGACAGCUCAACUUGCUGGAAUGGCAAAGAUGUUGUAGAAAGUUAUACAAGCAGAGUGGUUACAAAUGGAUUGAAAGCCCAAAUGAAUAAUCCAGAGCUGAAAGUCAGAGAACUGGAUCCACAGAUAGUUCAUUUAAUUGACAAGUUGAAACAUUUUAAUCAGCUGGCAGCCCACACAACAAGUUUACAGUCAGAAAGUUGGAUUGACAGGGAAGGUGGCAGUGGGAAUGGAAUGGACAAAGAGACAGAAUCCAGUGGAGAUUGUGAUGAUGAAGAUGGAUGCCAAGGAUCAGGUGAUAAAAGCUACACAAAAGAUGUUUUUCGUGUGAAAACAGGAGACAGAAAUAAAACCAUACUAAUAAUGGAAAAGAUGGACACCACAACCACAACUACUAUAAAAACAUUUUCCAUUCACAAAGAGGACAGAAAUCUGGGUACUCACGCAUCAAGUUCUUGGUUCUUUAAAAUUACCAGCCUUGCAGUUUUGUGGCAUUUUGUGUCAUAGCUGCAUUACACUGCAGUAACUAUGCAAUUUCUGUGCACCAUCAUAUAUACC
Molecule: messenger RNA, 2169 nt
Organism: Candoia aspera
Lineage: Eukaryota; Metazoa; Chordata; Lepidosauria; Squamata; Candoiidae
Product: glypican-5-like
Exons: 10
Coding region: 283-2118 (611 amino acids)
Biological process (GO): regulation of protein localization to membrane; positive regulation of canonical Wnt signaling pathway; cell migration
Cellular component (GO): cell surface; plasma membrane; extracellular region
Source: RefSeq, a predicted model, not a curated record